UAAACAUUGUAACUUCAGAUUCUCUACUUAUAUUUAGGUGGUAUUUUUAAUUUGCCGUGAUUAUUUGCUCUCCGUCACACAGGUUUAAGCCCUAAUUUCUCAUCGAAAAAUCAUGCGGAUAGACAAACUCUUGGAAGAGUUAUGCUGCCAUGGCUUAAAAAUGGGAGGAAUGAAUUCUCGCACAACUGAAAGAGAGGAAAUUUUAUGUCUGUCAUUUCCGUUGAAGCAUUCAUCAAGCAAUCGAAAUAAACAAUCAAUUAGUAAUUUGCUUUUCCAUGAAACUGUUGCUACCACGCAACAACGUGCACGCUUUCAAGAUAUUAUUUCGGAGCCUGCUGGUGGAGGAGUGGUGCAAGUACGUCCAUCUUUUCAUAUUCAUUCGUUGGGUGAAUUCUUUUAUAUUCCCGUACGUCGACAGAGCGAUUCGCCUCAUGCUAUUUAUCUUAGGCCCUCUGAUCCUUGGAUCUAUAAUGAGUUGACUGAAUUUGCAAGAGACUAUCCCAAUCUGAUAGUACUUCCUCCUCUUGAUUAUCCCAAUUUGGUACCUAUCACCAACAACCUACUGAAAAGAAUAAUAGCAGGAAUCCAUAAGCAUAGACUAUGGCUAAUGUCAAUAUUAUUCUCUGUCACUCUUGGGGUGUGUUGGCCCAUUUGAUAUCCGUAUCUACAGCGAUUGUGGGUGGAGAUUGGAGCAACAAUAAACUCAAGACAUUCAUUUAUUUAUUUAAUAUUAUGAGUUUGUUUCAUUUGGAAGAAUCUUUCUUUUUGUUAUGGUUUGUGAAUUUGUUUAGAAUGUCUAUUCGAUCAUGGGAUGAUGAAACAUGUGUUAGAAGUGUGUGUUUUUGGCAAUUUGAGUGGUAAUUUACUGCUCAAACUAUUAUUACCUAAUUCUUUA
This is a messenger RNA of Capsicum annuum, 895 nucleotides long. RefSeq lists its product as uncharacterized. The transcript is spliced from 3 exons. The coding region runs from base 113 to 655 and encodes 180 amino acids. The record is from RefSeq and is a predicted model, not a curated record. NCBI's taxonomy places the organism in Eukaryota, Viridiplantae, Streptophyta, Magnoliopsida, Solanales, Solanaceae.